Linum trigynum is the source of this 1485-nucleotide messenger RNA. The record is from the annotation of a GenBank genome assembly. NCBI's taxonomy places the organism in Eukaryota, Viridiplantae, Streptophyta, Magnoliopsida, Malpighiales, Linaceae.
AUCAAAGAAGAAGAAGAAGAAGGAAAAAAACAUACCUCUUCAUUGAUCAAAUUAGUGCAUGAGAAGGAAACAAAUCAAAAUGGCUUCCACUUGGAUCGACCCACGGUUCAACCGACAGCUCCAAACCGCCGCAGGAAGAAAGUCGACCAACAACAACAUGAUCAAAGACGAGAUCCCAGGGUUGAUCAGAGUAUACGAAGACGGGCGGGUGGAAAGGCCGCCCAUCAUCCCUACCGUGCCUUGCACGUCACCCGCCGCCGCCGGCGUGACAUCCACGGAUGCGGUGAUCGACGGAUCUUCCAACUUGUGGGCGCGCGUGUAUGUUCCCGUGAAGGACGGCUACUGCAGCAGCAGUUAUUAUAAGCUGCCGGUGUUGGUUUACUUUCACGGCGGUGGGUUCUGCGUAGGCUCGGCUGCUUGGAGCUGUUACCACAGCUUCCUCUCCGGCCUCGCCGGAGAAUUGGGCUGCGUCAUCUUCUCGGUCAACUACCGGCUGGCUCCGGAGCACCGCCUCCCUGCUGCCUACGAUGAUGGCCUCACAGCCCUUGCAUGGAUCACUAGCGAGGAUAGUAGAUCGUCUCAAUACUGGUGGAGCAGGAGAUGCAACUUAUCAACCGGAGUAUUCCUCGCCGGCGACAGCGCCGGCGCAAACAUCGCAUACAACGUGGCCAGAACAUUGUUCACCAACUCCUCCUCAUCAUCAUCAAAACUCCGUUAUAUCCAGGGCUUGGUAUUAAUCCAGCCUUUCUUCGGCGGCGAAACCAGGACUCCAUCAGAGAAAAACACGCACGACAUGUCACCCAAUUCGCCGCUGACUCUCUCCGCCGCCGACACCUACUGGAGGCUGUCUCUGCCCUUCGGCGCGAACCGCGACCAUCCCUUUUGCAACCCUCUUGCCAAGGUCCAUGAACCGAGGCUGCUGCUGCCGGUGCCGGCGAUGGUUUGCAUAUCGGAGAUGGAUGUGCUGAGAGAUAGGAGCUUGGAUUUUUGUGAUGCGGCGAGUAGAGCGGCGGGGACAGUCGUCGGCGGGAAGAAGGCGGCGGUGGAGGCGAUUGUUUAUAGAGGAGUUGGGCAUGCGUUUCAUGUGCUCGAGCGUUCUGCCGUGGCGCAGAUUAGGGCGCAAGAGAUGGUUUCUCACAUCAAAAAAUUCGUUCACCAAUGACUAAUGUGUAUUUUUUGGAAUUAGCCUUUUACAUUGUUACUUGUUUCUUUCUUAUUAAUAUAUGUAUGUACACUAUGUUUGGUUUGGGGGAAUGAAUUUACGGGUCGUUUGAUUCAUGGAUUUGAAAAUUAAAGGUUUUGGUCAAAACCUGAGUGCAAGAUAAUAUGAAUGUGAUUUGUGUAAUAUUAUUAUGUUAUAUAAUUAUUUUAUAGAUAAAAAUAUUGUGUUACCUUUUCAUGGAUUAUUAUUAUUAUUAUUAUUAUUGUGAUAGUAAGAAUAAUAUUUAUGAUGAUAUACCAAAAUUAUAAAAAAGAUUUAUAUCG